This is a messenger RNA of Papaver somniferum (opium poppy), 1416 nucleotides long. RefSeq lists its product as uncharacterized. The record is from RefSeq and is a predicted model, not a curated record. The coding region runs from base 1 to 1416 and encodes 471 amino acids. Lineage: Eukaryota; Viridiplantae; Streptophyta; Magnoliopsida; Ranunculales; Papaveraceae. Gene Ontology annotation, molecular function: catalytic activity. The transcript has a single exon.
AUGUUAGAAAUCAUUUCUUGGAAUGUAAAUGGACUAAGGGAUCCUAAGAGGAGGGCUAGAGUUAAGAGAUGGUGCUUAGUGCAAAAACCUGAUAUAAUUGUGUUUCAAGAGACCUUGCUUCGCAAGUGCAGUGACUCAAUUGUUAGACAAAUUUGGGGGCCUAAUUUAGUUGAGUGGAUUGCUUUGGCCUUAAUUGGUAGAUCUGGUGGCGUUUUAGUUCUUUGGAAUCCUAAUAAAAUUCAGAUGGUUGAUCAUAUUGUGGGUACUUUCUCCGUGAAUAUUUGCUUCAAAAAUUGUAUCGAUAACUUUCAACGGCUUUUUUCUGGAGUCUAUGGUCCUUGCAGCGUGGUGGAGCGACGUAGAGUCUGGAAGGAAUUGCAGAUAAUGAAUGUCAUUUGGUCCUUACCUUGGUGUAUUUGUGGAGACUUUAACGAAGUAAGGUUCAUGGCAGAAAGAAAAGGGUGUUCGAGAAUCACUAGGGGUAUGCAGGACUUCGGGAAUUUUAUUGAUUCAAAUAAUCUUAUUGAUAUCCAGAUUCAAGGUGCCAAAUAUACUUGGAUCAGUAGUUCUUCCAUUCACGUUAAAAGUAAGAUCGACCGUUUUCUCAUUAGCGAAGGAUGGGACGAUCAUUUCCCUUCUAUUGCCGUUAAAGCUAUCGCUAGGCCUAUGUCCGAUCAUAAGACAAUUAUGCUUAGUUGCAGCAUCAACGAUUGGGGACCACCUCCUUGGAGUUUCGAAGGUAUGUGGUUGUUUGAUAAUUCUCUUCUUGAUCUUAUGUCCUCUUGGUGGGGUUCAUUUGUUGUCGAGGGUCCUCCAGGUAAUCAACUUGCUAAGAAAUUCCAAUUGUUAAAAGCUAAGCUUAGACUGUGGAAUAGGGAAGUCUUUGGAAACAUUAAUCGUAAAUUUGAAUGGACUUUAGAGCAAAUCAAGCUGUUGGACCAGUUAUUGGAUGAAGGAACUAUUACUAACGUGCAACUUGUGUCUAGAAAUCAUCUGAAGCUUCAGUUCGAAAACAUUGCUGACAUGCAAGAGAUGCAUUUAAAAACUAAAUCUCGUGUUCAGUGGCAGCUAGAUGGGGACAGAAAUACCAAGUUCUAUCAUCGAAUUGCCAAGUCUAGAAGAAGGAAAAAUACUUACGCUCGUUUUUUCAUUGAUGGUUCUUGGGUGGAAGACAAAUCUAUAAUCAAAAGUAGAAUAAUGGAGCAUUUUCACAACAAAUUUAAGCUUUAUGACAAAACCAAUUUCUCCCUGGAUAAUUUGGGUCUUAAUUCUAUUUUUGAAGAUAAUAAUCGUCUAAUAGAAAGGAAUAUUGAAGAAGAUGAGUUCCUCUACGCUCUUAAAAGUUUGGGGCAAGAUAAGGCUCAGGCCCGGAUGGUCUGCAAGUCAAUGUUAUUGUUAAAUGCUGGAUUUUCAUGA